CCUCCUCGUUUCCAUCGCCGCCGCUGCCACCGCCACCUCCGCCGCGAUGCAGAGCCUCCUCCUCCCCACCGCGGCCGCGACCGCCCCGUCCCCGGCCCGGGCGCGGGGGCGCGCGCCGCCUCCCGGCCGCCGCGCCUCCGUCGCCGUCCGCGCGUCUGCGUCUGCGGCGGCGGUGGCGCCGAGGCGGGAGACGGAUCCGAGGAAGCGGGUGGUGAUCACCGGGAUGGGGCUGGUCUCCGUGUUCGGGAACGAGGUGGACGCCUACUACGACCGGCUGCUGGCCGGGGAGAGCGGGGUCGGCCCCAUCGACCGCUUCGACGCCUCCAACUUCCCCACCCGCUUCGCCGGCCAGAUCCGCGGGUUCUCCUCCGAGGGCUACAUCGACGGCAAGAACGACCGCCGCCUCGACGACUGCCUCCGCUACUGCAUCGUCAGCGGCAAGAAGGCGCUCGAGUCCGCCGACCUCGCCCUCGGCUCCAAGUCCAUGGACAAGAUUGAAAAAACUCGGGCUGGUGUACUUGUGGGCACCGGUAUGGGUGGUCUUACAGUGUUUUCUGACGGUGUUCAGAAUCUUAUUGAGAAGGGGCACAGAAAGAUCACUCCAUUCUUCAUUCCGUAUGCCAUAACUAACAUGGGAUCUGCCCUUCUUGGAAUGGACAUUGGCUUCAUGGGUCCAAACUACUCUAUCUCAACUGCCUGUGCUACCUCGAACUACUGUUUCUAUGCUGCAGCAAACCAUAUUCGCAGAGGCGAAGCUGAUGUGAUGAUUGCUGGUGGCACUGAAGCUGCAAUUAUUCCGAUUGGUGUUGGUGGGUUUGUUGCAUGUAGAGCACUUUCACAGAGGAAUGAUGACCCCAAAACAGCAUCAAGGCCUUGGGACCAAGCCCGGGAUGGUUUUGUCAUGGGUGAAGGAGCUGGAGUGCUGGUCAUGGAGAGCCUAGAGCAUGCGAUGAAACGUGAUGCACCAAUAAUUGCGGAGUAUUUAGGAGGUGCUGUGAAUUGUGAUGCUUACCAUAUGACUGAUCCAAGAUCUGAUGGCCUUGGUGUUUCGUCUUGCAUUAAGCAAAGUCUCGUAGAUGCUGGCGUUGCACCGGAGGAGGUCAACUACAUAAAUGCUCAUGCAACAUCCACCCUAGCUGGUGAUCUGGCAGAGGUGAAUGCCAUUAGGCAAGUCUUCAAGGAUCCAUCGGGGAUUAAAAUAAAUGCAACCAAGUCCAUGAUUGGGCAUUGCCUUGGCGCGGCAGGUGGCCUGGAAGCCAUUGCAACUGUUAAAGCUAUAACCACUGGAUGGGUCCAUCCAAGCAUAAACCAGUUUAAUCCGGAGCCAGCUGUUGAAUUUGACACAGUACCUAACGUAAAAAAGCAACAUGAAGUGAAUGUUGGUAUCUCGAAUUCUUUUGGAUUUGGAGGACACAAUUCAGUUGUAGUAUUUGCACCAUUUAAGCCUUAAUGUGUUGCAUGUUACACAAAUCUUGGCCAGAAUAGUGAAGGCCAUUUCAGGAAGUUCUGAGUUAUUCUGCAUGUCUUUUCUUUGGGAGAAGCAACUGUUGAUUUAACAGCCGGCAACGUUACAACGAACUGGAUCUGAGAUUCAUUCCAUUUUAGGCACAACUAUCUAUCACUGAAAUUGAGAGAGCUCUGUAUAACGUUGUUUUGCAUAAUUUGCAAUUGAUUCUACCUACUUCUGUAUAAUUGAAAAAAGUUGGGAAUGCCUAGAGUUGUCAUGUAGAAGCAGAUUUAGAUUUCCUGUUCCAUAGAAAUGCUUGUCUGUAAUUUGUAUUACCUGGUCUAGAAAAAUGUUCUCUAUUGCAAUUUUUGUUGAGUAUGCCAGUGCCCGGUUAGUGGAAUAAAAAGUUUCCAAUUUUCUGAAAGCAUAGCCGAUUUCCGGUU
This is a messenger RNA of Oryza brachyantha (malo sina), 1890 nucleotides long. RefSeq names its product 3-oxoacyl-[acyl-carrier-protein] synthase I, chloroplastic-like. Gene Ontology annotation, biological process: fatty acid biosynthetic process. NCBI's taxonomy places the organism in Eukaryota, Viridiplantae, Streptophyta, Magnoliopsida, Poales, Poaceae. Bases 47 to 1450 code for a protein of 467 amino acids. Gene Ontology annotation, molecular function: 3-oxoacyl-[acyl-carrier-protein] synthase activity. The transcript is spliced from 7 exons. The record is from RefSeq and is a predicted model, not a curated record.